AUGCCUUCCGACGAGAAGAAGCCUUCCCGCUCUGGCGCCAUCACCUCUUCCAGCGGCGAGCGCCACAUUCCCUCUUCCACCCGUGCCGACGGCUCGGUCCGCAAGGAGAUACGCAUCCGCCCUGGCUACCGGCCUCCUGAGGACAUCGAUGUCUAUAGGAGCAAGACGGCCCAAGCAUGGAGAGACAGGGGCAAAGCGGGUGUUCCAGGCGCCGAUUCCACAGACUCAAAACCAGCGACCCAGAGUGCUUCUGCCAACAAAAAUGCAAAGAGACGGGAGGCCCGCAAAAAGGCCGCGGCGGCCGCUGGUGCUGGUGAGGGUGAUGACGGAGACAAGAACGAGCCAAACCCCACCGAGGAGACGUCUUCUGCUGCUCCCACCGCUGCUCCCGCAGAGCAGCAAAAGGACCCCGAAGCUGAACGGGAGAAGGAGGCUAAGAAGCUGGCCAAGAAGCUGCGUCAGGCCCGGGAGCUAAAGGACAAGAAGGACAAGGGCGAUUCACUGCUCCCCGAACAAUUCGAAAAAGUUAUUAGGAUCAGCGAGCUUGUCCGUCAGCUCGACAAUCUCGGUUUCGACUCCAAUGGCGAGAAGAAACAGCAAGAAACCGAAAAGACAUGA
Molecule: messenger RNA, 618 nt
Organism: Diplodia corticola
Lineage: Eukaryota; Fungi; Ascomycota; Dothideomycetes; Botryosphaeriales; Botryosphaeriaceae
Product: rna binding protein pym
Exons: 1
Coding region: 1-618 (205 amino acids)
Biological process (GO): exon-exon junction complex disassembly
Cellular component (GO): exon-exon junction complex; cytoplasm
Molecular function (GO): RNA binding
Source: RefSeq, a predicted model, not a curated record